This is a messenger RNA of Siniperca chuatsi (mandarin fish), 5055 nucleotides long. RefSeq names its product spermatogenesis associated 13 (gene spata13). Gene Ontology annotation, cellular component: cytoplasm. Gene Ontology annotation, molecular function: protein binding; guanyl-nucleotide exchange factor activity. Gene Ontology annotation, biological process: filopodium assembly; lamellipodium assembly. The record is from RefSeq and is a predicted model, not a curated record. Bases 605 to 4543 code for a protein of 1312 amino acids. The transcript has 15 exons. Lineage: Eukaryota; Metazoa; Chordata; Actinopteri; Centrarchiformes; Sinipercidae.
GCAAACACUGCAACAAGUGCAUUAAUGAUGCUCGCCAGCUCAAUCCUCCAAGAAAGACCUUUUUGAACUGGAACAAUCAGCGAAAUGAUGAGCUGUUUUUGAGCAAUUCGGAAGAUAUCGCAUGAGUCACUAUUUAUGUUGUGCACUUACUUGACUACCAUCAGGUUUUUCCGGUCGGCGAAAGCGAAAUUAAAAACCGCAGAGCUUGCGCAAUGUAGAAGAAGUUCAUCAGUGAGCUCGUGAGCUAGCUCAAGUUGCUAGCCCAGUGUGUUUAAGAAGUCAGCCAGCCGUGUCUCAGUAUGUCGCGGGGUAACUAGUUAGCAGGGGCAGCGCACUUGUCGUGGGUUUUGUACCCGACAUGUUUUUGCGAGAGGACAAGGAGUGCGAGGCAGCAAGCCGUUGGACCCCAGAGAAACUCAGCCCACUUCAUUAUGGCUAAACAACAAAAACAGCUGCUCUGUUGAUGUGACAAAAAAGGUCAGGAGGACAACAUCAGCGACUAUGAGCAGGAUCAAAAAAUGAGGAACUAGGUCAUGGCUAAAUAUGAGACUUUAACCAGGAAACUGAACAAGUAGCAUGUGUGCUCACCUCAUGCACAGGGGACAUGUUGUCUAUUUCAAAAUCAUGUGACCAUAAAAGAGGCGACAUAUUUCUUAUGGAUACUGCAGAACAGAAGGACAGGGUCUUGUCCACCAGCGAAGACCCUCUCCCGUGCCUCCACAACUCUAAAGCUGACCCGCUGAUCCGAAGCCGACCCCUCAGUGAUUUAUACCCAUUCCAUAGUCAUGCUGACAUAAAUGCAGUCCCAUAUCUGCUCUCUGGGUAUGGUGCCCAAGUACAGCCAAUGACUGCAGGUCCUGACGAAAACAGAUUGAAUGGUGUCAAUUCCUCCGCCUGGUCCAACCCUGUUAUAGGUCAACCUGAUGGAAAGCCUUACUCCUCAAGAAUUAUGAAGCUUUUUUCUAACUCGAGGAAGGGCCUUGUCCCUUCUAACAGUCCAACCACCGACAGUUCCACCUCAACCAGCGGCAGCGGCAGCGGCAGCGACAGCGGCUCCCAGUCCUGGUCAGGACUUUCAGGACUGGGUGUUGUGGACUCCUUCAAAAAGCUCCGCUCCUCUGUGCUCCAGGGUAUACAGAGUAGAGGGGCAAUCGCCCACGAUGGAGAGCAUGUCCCUUCAUCAAAUCAGGAAAUGACUAAUAGCCCAGUUGUGGCCAACACUAACCCUGGACUAGAUGAAGCAACAAAUCAUUUAAAGUUUGCAGAAGAAUACAGUGUGUCUAAUGGAAAUUUUACUGGCCAAAAGUUGGCUGUGACGAGCCAAUGUGGAUCAGAUAUUGAGGACUACGAUGAUGAGGUAAAUGAUGAAGGAGAUGGUCUCACACGCAACACACGAUUCUCAAGGAGUAUCAGGAGGGCUUACGGAGCAGGACGCAUUUCUCUACUCGACAUGGAGACUGGGAGACUAGCAGGAAGAAGCACAAAUGAAGCUACGGACAGUCAGAAACCAGAUCAGACAUCCGAGGCGACUGCCCAAACAGAGAACAUGAAUGAGAACACAAAUGUGAAGGUGGUGAGCAGACUGAGCAAGAGUGCAGAAAACCUUCAUAUAUUUAAGGCACCUUUCAGACGCAAAGCCCCAUCUCCAGGUCCUCCUUCACCUCAGGAAGACCCCCAGAGGACUAGCAUGUCAAAUGGGAAACCAACCAUCCAGAGGACAGCCAGCGCCUCCUCAGUGGACCUCCGGGGCCAUGCUGUUAGCCGCAGGAAGAGCACUGUGAAGACCAAGGUGCCGAUGCUAAAGCUUGUAGGCAGCAUAACAGACCUGACUGUCCGACGCAGGCAAAGUCCCUCCCCCAGCCCCACCUCUCCAUCUCUCAUGUCAUCCCUGAGCCGUCUCCAUGACGACUACUCUCGCCGUGUCCCUUGCCUAACAACCGGUGAGCGACAGCGCCGGCCCUCACCCGUCAGAGCCCGGGUCAUGUCUGUCGGACACACCCCCCUGGUUCAUCCACAGCCUGAAUACGAUGUCGGCCCAGAGCAGCACCAGGUCCUUAUCAGCCCGGUUUCUAUGGAGCCCCCAGAGAGAACAGAGCAGGCUUCACCUGGUAUCUCUGCUCAUUAUAAAUCACUGACUGUAGCCACAACAAGUGCGGCAGAAUGCGAUUCAUCUCCACUCAACCAAAAAGAGCCAUCCCAACAACAAGAACAGACUGAGGUCAACAUGCUACCAACUAAGUGUAUAUGCCGGGGACCGGACCCAGAUCAAGAGAAACAAGAGGAGACACCAGGCCAACAAGAAUCAGAAGCAUUUCUUUCAACAGAGGAAGUCUCUCCAACAAUCAGCAGCACCCCUCCUAUCUCUCCAACAUGUCUCUCUGAGUCACCCACAUCGCCCACAGAUGGAGCCCCAGCUUCCACAGAAAUAUCCUUCGUCAAGCCCAGACGAAGGAGUGGGCGCUCGAGACCUCGGCCCAUCUCUGACUACGGGCAGCUCAUUUCCAGGAAGCACUCCAUUCCUGAGGAAGUGGCAGUACUGCAUGCUGAAGAAAGGACAGCAAAUACAUCAUUGCAUAACGACUGCAGUGGUAAUGACGCGUGUGGGAAUGGAGAGAGCCCUGAGAGCUGCAGCAUGAACGGAGACGUUCAGGGCAGGAGGCUGCGGCCAAUCUCAGUGAUAGGAGUUGUGGAUCUGUUCUCUCCUGCUGCUGAGGAGAAAGAUGACCGCCUUCCUUCUCCCCUGUCGCGGCCGCCUAUCCCCUCCCACCAGGUGCCCCCCUACAGAGCAGUGUCAGCCAGAUUUCGCCCCUCUGCCCUCUCCCAGAGCACCCCCAUCGGACUGGACCGCGUUGGACGGCGUAAGCUCCACAGAGUGCUCAGCGAUGGUAUGUCUGAGUGCUCGGCGACACUUGACGACAGUGUGAGUGAGGAGGAGGGCAGCUUUGAUGAGCUCACUGAUGUCACACCCUACCUCCAGCCAGGGGUGGAGCUCUCUGUGCUCAACGAGUGGAUAAGCUCUGGCCACACGGUGUAUGCUGAGGCUCUCUGGGACCAUGUGACCAUGGAGGAGCAGGAGCUGGCCUUCAAAGCUGGAGAUGUUAUCCGUGUCCUGGAUGCCUCGCAUAAGGACUGGUGGUGGGGCAGGGGGGCUGACAGGGAGGCCUGGUUCCCUUCCAGCUUUGUGAGGGUGCGAGUGAACCAGGAGGACUCGAGUGCAGAAAGUGUGGAGAGUGUAGCGGACCAGGAAGAUCCAGCUCCCAGGGACACACACAGCGCUCAGCACAAGGAGCAGAUGAGAACCAAUGUGGUUCAGGAAAUCAUGAAUACUGAACGCAUCUACAUCAAGCACCUAAAAGACAUCUGUGAGGGUUACAUCCGUCAGUGCCGUAAACACCCGGACAUGUUCACUGAGCUGCAGUUGAAGACCAUCUUCAGCAACAUAGAGGACAUCUACAGGUUUCAGAGGCAGUUUCUCAGAGACCUGGAGAAGAAGUACAACAAAGACCAACCGCAUCUCAGUGAAAUAGGCUCUUGUUUUCUCUUGCAGGGAGAGGGCUUCUCUAUCUACUCAGACUACUGUAACACUCAUCCAGCAGCCUGUGCUGAGCUGCACCGCCUCAUGAAGUUGGGCAAAUAUAAGCAUUUCUUUGAGGCCUGCCGGCUCCUCCAGCAGAUGAUCGACAUUUCCAUUGCCGGUUUCUUGCUCACACCCGUCCAGAAGAUCUGUAAAUACCCCCUUCAGCUGGGAGAACUGCUCAAGUACACCCCCAAAGACCACAGUGACUACAGCGGAGUGAGCAAAGCAUAUGAGGCUAUGAAAAAUGUGGCCAGUCUGAUAAAUGAGAGGAAGAGACGGCUGGAGAGUGUCGACACAAUCGCUCACUGGCAGGUGGCCAUUCUACACUGGGAGGGAUCCGAUGUGCUGGAGCGCAGCUCAGAGCUGAUCCACUCUGGUGAGCUGACUCGAAUUGUCCGACAAGGCAAAAUGCAACAGCGCAGCUUCUUCCUGUUUGACCACCAGUUGGUCUUUUGUAAAAAAGACGUCCUGCGCAGAGACCUGCUCCACUACCGUGGACGGCUGGAUAUGGACCAGACCGAGGUGGUGGAUGUGCCCGACGGGCGGGACCUAGACCUGGGCCUGACCCUGAGGAAUGCUCUGCGCCUGCGCAACGCCUCCACUCUUGAGUUUGUGUGUGUGCUGUGCUGCAGGAAGGCCCAGCACAAGCAGAGGUGGUUACAGGCCUUUGCCAAGGAGAGAUACAGAGUCAAGGAAGACCAAGAGAUGGGAAUGGAGAUCAGUGAAGAGCAAAGAAAACAGGCCAUUGUUAAUGCCAGAAGAGCCAAACAGGGGAAAAGUAAAACCAUUGGUUACUCUGGUUCCGUCCCACCACACCACCAAAACCUCCACCCACUUCACCAGCGUCACAUCACCAUUCCAACCAGCGUGCCUCAGCAGCAGGUCUUUUCACUGGCCGAGCCCCCAAAACGAAAGCCUUAUCACCUGUUGUACAGCAUUACCCGCAACGCCUUUUUCAGGAAAUGAGGCUUUGCUCCCUCAUCUUUUUUUCUCCCUGUGCAUGUUCAGCAUGCACCAAACCGUCCUGAAGACUCAAAGAACGCUUUUUUUCCUGUAUUUUUCUGCCUGUGAAUGUACUGUCAUGUUCUGUAUUUGUGCCUCGUGUCCUUCUCAAUGUGUCUAUUUUUGUUGCAUGUUAAAGUUCAGUGCCUACAAUUUGAAAGGAAGGUGCAUGACUAAAGUGUUAAAAUACUGACUCUGUCCAUUUUGUUGGUGUGUUAAAGAUGCUGCUCACUCAAGAUACUUCCACCCCCUUUGUCUUAGUAGUUCCAGCUGAAAGAUGUUUUAAUGUUAAUUAUGACAACAAUGUAUAUUCCGCUUUUACGUUGACAAACAUGGUUUUUAGUUUAUUUCACAAAGGCUGGACCCUUUUUUGCUGCAAGUCUGUCAACUCUGAGCACACAACAGCCAGAGGAUAAAUUAACUGACACAUUCACCUUCCUUGUUAACACUGUAAAUAAAACUGUUGUACAAACAUA